CACCGUAUCGCCUCCUUGCCACUUCUGACUAUUCCGACGAGGUCAAGCGCUCGUUCUCCAAUGUCUACACCCAGCCUACUGCCACAAGCCGUUGUCAUGUCGCGUAAUUUUGUGGCUAUGGGGCCUGCAACCAGGAUCAGCAAGCGCUGCCCGUGGACACCGGAAGAAGAACGGCUGCUCGUGGAAGCCGUCACUAAAGAGACGCCAGGCUGCAUCGACUGGCACAGAGUCGCUUCUGCUCUGCCGCCCAACCGCAACAACAAAGACGCCAGAAAGCGCUGGGUGUGCAUGAGAGACCGCGCGACGUCGAGCAGCGGCGCUUGGACCGACGAAGAAGAUGAGCGCUUGCGUCACGCCAUUGCCAAAAAUGGUCCUCAGUGGAUGCAAGUAGCCAAAGAGGUUCGCACUCGCAAUAGCGAACAAUGCUCCAAGCGAUGGCAUGAUGUUCUUGACCCGACGAUCUGCCGCAGCCCAUGGACACCCGAAGAGGACGAGCGUCUGCUCAAUCUAGUACGCGCCGUCGGUCGACACUGGUCACGGAUCGCUCACGAGCAUUUCGGGCGCCGUACAGGUCUCAGCCUAAAAAACAGGUCAGUAGAAUAA
Ceraceosorus guamensis is the source of this 603-nucleotide messenger RNA. RefSeq lists its product as hypothetical. NCBI's taxonomy places the organism in Eukaryota, Fungi, Basidiomycota, Exobasidiomycetes, Ceraceosorales, Ceraceosoraceae. Gene Ontology annotation, molecular function: RNA polymerase II cis-regulatory region sequence-specific DNA binding; DNA-binding transcription factor activity, RNA polymerase II-specific. The coding region runs from base 61 to 603 and encodes 180 amino acids. The record is from RefSeq and is a predicted model, not a curated record. The transcript has 4 exons. Gene Ontology annotation, cellular component: nucleus. Gene Ontology annotation, biological process: positive regulation of transcription by RNA polymerase II; mitotic cell cycle.